Messenger RNA from Myripristis murdjan (pinecone soldierfish), 6829 nucleotides. It is a transcript of the gene stk38a, whose product is annotated as serine/threonine kinase 38a. Gene Ontology annotation, molecular function: ATP binding; protein serine/threonine kinase activity. Gene Ontology annotation, biological process: protein phosphorylation. Bases 130 to 1545 code for a protein of 471 amino acids. The record is from RefSeq and is a predicted model, not a curated record. The transcript has 14 exons. NCBI's taxonomy places the organism in Eukaryota, Metazoa, Chordata, Actinopteri, Holocentriformes, Holocentridae.
CGAGGCGGAGGAGGAGGAAGAAAGAACGAAAGGAAGAAAAGAAAGAAAGAUAGCCAGAAAGAAAGAAAAAGACGACAAGGUAAAAGAGGAGAAGAGAGAGAACAAACCGCAGCUCCUUUUAAGGUAAGCAUGGCGAUGACAGGCCAGAGCUCGUAUUCCUCUAUGAGUAACCACACCAAAGAGCGUGUCACCAUGGCCAAAGUGACCCUGGAAAACUUUUACAGUAACCUGAUUGCCCAGCAUGAAGAGAGAGAGAUGAGGCAGCAGAAGUUGGAGAAGGUGAUGGAUCAAGAGGGCUUGGCUGAUGAAGAGAAGCGUGUCCGACGUUCUCAGCAUGCAAGGAAAGAGACAGAGUUUCUUCGUCUGAAACGCACUCGACUGGGCUUGGAGGACUUUGAGUCGCUCAAAGUGAUCGGCCGAGGAGCUUUUGGGGAGGUCCGACUGGUGCAGAAGAAAGACACCGGCCAUGUCUACGCCAUGAAGAUCCUUCGCAAAGCUGACAUGCUGGAAAAAGAACAGGUUGGUCAUAUUCGUGCUGAGAGAGACAUCCUGGUGGAGGCAGACAGCCUUUGGGUGGUCAAGAUGUUCUACAGCUUCCAGGACAAAAUGAACCUCUACCUUAUCAUGGAGUUCCUCCCAGGAGGAGACAUGAUGACCCUGUUGAUGAAAAAGGACACUCUGACAGAAGAAGCCACCCAAUUCUACAUAGCAGAGACGGUACUAGCCAUUGACUCCAUUCACCAGCUAGGCUUCAUCCAUAGAGACAUCAAGCCAGACAACCUGUUGCUGGAUUCCAGGGGCCAUGUGAAGUUGUCCGACUUCGGUCUGUGCACUGGGCUGAAGAGGGCUCACCGCACAGAGUUUUACAAGAACCUCAACCACAGCCUCCCCAGUGAUCUCAGUAAGCAAACUUUCCAGAAUAUGAACUCCAAGAGGAAAGCAGAGACCUGGAAGAGGAACAGGAGACAGCUGGCCUUCUCUACAGUGGGAACACCAGAUUACAUUGCUCCUGAGGUCUUCAUGCAGAAUGGGUACAACAAACUCUGUGAUUGGUGGAGCCUGGGGGUCAUCAUGUAUGAGAUGCUUAUAGGCUAUCCCCCAUUCUGCUCAGAGACUCCCCAGGAGACCUAUAGGAAAGUAAUGAACUGGCGUGAAACACUGACCUUUCCUCCUGAAGUGCCUAUCUCAGAGAAGGCCAAAGACCUCAUCCUCAGGUUUUGCUGUGAGGAGGAGCACAGAAUUGGUGCCACCAGUGUGGAGGAGAUCAAAUCCAAUGCCUUCUUUGAGGGAGUGGACUAUGAUCAUAUCAGAGAGAGACCUGCUGCCAUUCCCAUAGAGAUCAAAAGCAUUGAUGACACGUCUAACUUUGACGAAUUCCCUGACUCAGAUAUCCUUCAACCAACAGCCACUCCAGUGGUGUCAAACCAGACUGAGGCGGACCUGAAGAACAAGGACUGGGUCUUCAUCAACUACACUUACAAGCGCUUUGAAGGCCUUACUGCUCGAGGGGCCAUACCAUCCUACAUGAAGUCAGGAAAGAGAUGAAUACCUUCUUCAGCCCAGAAUACCACCACAAAAUCAAAUAGUGCUCCCCUAAACCCUUUUUCUGAAGACCUGCACCCCUGAACAGGUAGCAAUGAGUUCCACCCUGUGAAACCAAGCAUUGCUCCUGCUCUAUCCUGCUGAAAUGACAAGGAUUCUUGUCACAGAGGCCAUGGUAUUCAUGUUGUGGAGCUUCAUUUUCCAAACAAUUCCAAUGCAAAUGAAUAAAGGGGCUCUCUGUUUUUUUGCUGUCCAUCACACCACAACGUUUUACUUCUACACAUUGGGAGGAUCUACCACCAAAGAGGAUUUUCUGCCUUUGUUGCAGCUCUUCACUUUGACUCAACCAAGGUUCAAUCUAUAUUCUAUGGUCUAAUUUGUCAGUACUUGUGAAUAAAGUGAUUCCGACUCUUUCCACCUCUCUUUCACAUAAGUGGACUACACUGGGACUUCUUAACUUUGACUCCGGUUACCAGCAUUUUUCUCUUGUUCCUCUCCAUAAACCAGCAUUAAGUCUUACACUAGGCUGUUGUACCAGCAAGGAACUAGAAUCCAGUGUGCCUUGCUGUUUUACCAAGGGCUCUUCUACUUCCAACCCAGGACUGUUUGGUUCUUCUUCACUAAGUAUUUAAUUCAAUUUACAUGUUAAGUUGGAAUUGAAUUAAAACAUUUCAUUUGUGUGUCACAGAAGUGACAUUCAAGUGCUCUUCAGGGAUUCUGUCCAAUGUUUGUUUUUUUCCCCCUCCUGGAGCUUACUUCUGAGGCACUUUCAAUGUGCUGCUGGCUUGGCCUAAGUUUGCCUGUUUUAUCAAGAUGGCUCUGAACCAAAGACAAUGUGAGCUGAACUAAUCAUAACUCAAGUCAUGUUUCUACUUGGUCUUUGUGUAAUGUCACUUCUUGUAACUUUGAUAACUAAGUAGUUUUGUAGAUUGAUUUAUGCAAUUGUUUGUGAAUGGCAAGAUAAUCACCAUUUUAGAAUGCUAAGUUUUGUGGAGCUUGUAGGCACCAGAAAUUAAGAUUCAGCCUAUAAUUUGACAUUGACCUUCUUUGGCUCUGUGGCACUUUGUGGUGAGAAAUCAAUCGAAGACCAUACAGUAGUUGGACCGGACAGCAGAGUUUCACCUGCUACUUAUUUUGUAUCAGUUUUUAGAGUGCUCCUACUAUAACUGAUUUGAGUAUAUUUAUUGGACUUGUAAAAGUGUCUCCCCCCUAACCAUCCACAGCUGAUAAGGGAUUUUGAAUAUGAUAUUUUUAGACUCACGUCAACAUUGGUUUGACCAUUUCCAUUCUAAAAGUAGAGGUGUUCAGUGUUUCCUCCUGAAUUGUAUUCUUGUUAGGCUGCAAUAGCCCAUGACACAGUAUGUACCAUCAUGGGAUGCACAAACUCUCAAGUGAAAUUCAGACUAAUGAAAUUCUUUGUUUUAAAGCAGAAUGACACAUCCCACCUGUACAAUGGUAGGGGAAAUACUUUGAUAUAAGACGUCUUUAUAUGGAAGAAAAAAAGAUCAUUUAAAUUGAUGAAUUAUGAAACUUACAGUUCAUUGCAGAAUUUACAGUCACCUUUCUCUCUCUUCUCUCCUUUUUAUGUUCAUGUUAGAGCCACCUUUAAUCACAGGUGGAUAGCGUGACUGAAAAUUGACACUUAAUAAAAUAAGUAUCCAUCAGCUUGCAGAUAUAUCAGUCUAACCCUAGUCCGUACAUAUUAUGAAUCUGUUAUGGAUCUUGAUCAGAUUUUCCGACCGAAAUAGCCUCAUGAGAAUAGAAAAACCUUUUUUCUAAAAAGACAAGAACAUUUAUGAAUCCAUGACAAGAAACCAUGAACCAUGAGACCUGCUGUUGAACAGUAGUCUUGUUAAAACUGAAAGGAGAAAGAAAGAAUAAUGGACAGCUCCAUGCUAUGCUCAUGGCAGUUGUUGAAUUUGUGGGUCAGCAACUUCCUCUUGGACUGUUUAGUCUAUGUUGGGUAGUAGGAAUCCUUUAAUGAAUUUGUCCAAAAGAUAGCUUAAAGGUUAAGUGUGUAUCAGUUAGAAUGUCCUCAUUUCUCAAGGACAUGCAACACCUUACAACUGUAACUACAGGGCUGAGCUUUUCCAGCAAACAAUGUCCCAAAUGCUGUCAUUUAAAAUGAAUGUAAAUGGAGAUGUAUUGAGAAAGAGGUCUUAUAAUACCACAAUAAUUCUGAAAUGCUGUUAUUUGAAUGUAGGCUGGAUUGUGCAACUGUGUUUUUGUUUAUUUUUUUCUUCUUUUUGUGCUGAGACAUGAAGUGUUUAAAAAAAAAAAAAAGGUAUGUUUCCAGGCUUUUUCUUUAAUUGUCGGUCAUUACGGCCAAUGCAUUGUAUAUUCAGGUAGUGUAUAGACGGUGCUGAAAUUGUAACACAUGAAUUUUUAGAUAACAAGCAAUGGUGCUGUUUUCCUGUGGCAGAUGUCUCACUUCUUGGACUGCUUUAUGUUAUAGUGAUCCUUCUGCAUGCUUUUAUCAAAUAGCAGACAAGUUCGCAAAGAGUGAACAACUACCUGGAAUAACCAUUUUUCUUUUAUUUACACCCCUUUGUGUGUGUGAUCUGUAGAGCUGUUACUGAGGAUGUCAGUAAUGCUCAGUAAAAAUGAUGGAAACUUGGAUUGUUUUAUAGCCCUUACAGAGGUGAAAGGAUGAGUGUCACUCACAUUUUUCUGAAUGCUAUACGUCUAUCCCAUGUACUACAUUAUCUGGGGACCAGAACUGAAAAAGACAUUGAAUCAUUAAAGGGGAUACAGGAAAAUGGAUGCACAUUAUUUGAAAAAGGUGUCUUAUUGUGGCACAUUCCUGUGGUACUGUUAUUCUGCUAUGGCAUGAGUUAUUCUGCACUUGAUACGGUGUUUCCACAUGUAGAACAUUUGAAUGAAUGGUAAUUCAACCACAGAACUUGAAUGAAGUAGUACGGACGUUGAAUUGUUUGCUGUGGUCAUUUGGCUAUUCAGAAUAAAAUGGCCUUAGUGGUUAGUUGCUACAGUGUCAAGACACAUACAUAAAGUGUGUCACUCCUUUAAGAAGAUAUGUUGUGCAGUAGCUCAUUGCAAAAAGUAGUAAGAGAUGUUAGUAGUUCCCAUCAACAGGAAUACCCAAGUUUGCCUGGCUCAGCAGCCACAGUUGUUUGCAGUAGCUCUGAUUUACAUAAAUAUGACAAUCCUCUGAUAAUCCUGCUAUGCUGAUUUGAAUAGGAAAGUCCUUUCUACUCCAAUUCAAGUUCUUUGAAUUCAGUCUUUUAAAGUUCACAAGAAAUCUAUGAAAUUCCUAGCUGGAUGUGUCCACAUACUUUCUGUUUUAACACUUGCAUGGGAGACUGUUAACGGUCCAGUUGAUUCAUUUUCUGUUGUUUCAGGUCUUGGCAGUGGUUAUGAUUUAAAAUGGCAGGUAACCUUAAAACAACAUAUUACCCAUAAAACAUCUUGACCCUAAGACCGUUGGCCAUGCAGACAAUUUUUAACCAUCAAGGUCCAUGGAGAGCAUGGAAUCCAUGGGGUCAGAAUUUUUGGAAUUUACCAUGUCUUUAGGCGGGAAUUCCAAUAAGUGUUUUUGACAAGCGGUCAUCUUUUUGGCACAAAAUGUCCUGAUUCACCGGUCUGCAGAGGCGCAGAUGGGUUGAGUUGACUGAGGUGUGUAGUGUAAGACAUUGUGUUUAUUUGAGUGUUUACAAUUCUGCAACCCUAAAACUCGGAGGUACGGCCAAAAUCUUACAAAGUAAUAAUAUUAAUUAAUAAAUAACGUUUUCCCCCCAUUUUGGAAAAAAAAUGUUACUGUAGUCAUGAAAAUGAAAUGUGCUGAGGUUGACAAAGCCAUAGGGUCACUAUGCACUUUAAAAGUACUUUGACUUUUGAUCUAUAAUGCACCCACUUUGAAGUUGAUGGCAUGCUGAGUCCUAAACACAGAAUUACAUAGAUGGUCUUUACUGCUAGCACAACUCCAAAAAAUUUGUCCGUUAUGAGUUCAAUAUUAAACUUUUUUUUUUUCUUUUGCCAGAAGGGAAGGCCCGAGAAACUUGAAUGUCACUUUCUUUUUACUGACUUAGUGACUUUUUUCACAAGUAAUCUACUGGAGCCUCCUAGUGGCAGUGAUGCUGAUGGGUCUGUUUGGUUGCCUGUACAUUCUUCGACAAAAUUUUUGCACAAAGUAUCAAUGACAGUCAACAGGCUAGACCUCUUCUGAAAGGUUAGGAUGUCCAUUGCAAGAUGCCCAUGUCUGAUUUUAGAUCAGAUGGAUAUUAUUUGUGAGAAAUGUCCCAUUUUGACCAGAACAUGUAUCAAAGCUAUGGCUAAUUCAGACUUUUGACCUCUUGUAACAAACAAAUUGUCAUCGCCUUUAUUCAGUGUUAGACAUUUCUGGGAUUAUGACCAGCCCUCUGUCUCAUGAUGACUGGCUGCGAUCAGACUGGGGCCUGGAAAGGCACAGCACAUUAUAUGAAAAUAAAGCUCUUGACAAGAAAAUCUGCAGAAUUUGAACCAAUUGUGGACAGAAGAAGGUCCAAGAACAACACAGGACAUAAGACAAAGUUCAGUCAGUGGGCUCUCACCGAGAACACUGGAAAAAACUCAAACAAAUGCCUCAGACAUUCUACUUCUUACCAAGUACACUGUUGCUUUUACACUGAUAAAACUUAUCAGGGCUGAUGAUCAAGUUUUGGAUUGGAACAACUGACAGCCAGUAUGUCUAGUGUAUUGAAAUUAGACUUUUUUUUUUUAAAUGUAUUAAGAUUUUCUCUAGAUCUUUUGUCAGGAUGGAAACACCCCUGAAACCCAGACUAACUGAAAGCAGAUUUACAAAUACUCAUUGAACAAAUUAAAUGAAACCUAAAAUAACUAAAAAAUGUAAUUUUCAGGUUUUGUAUUCUCUUUUAUGCAACUGGACAUGUAGCAGUGUCUGACAGGUGAUACCUACAGCGAAGCCCUGUAUCAGCUUGGCGUAUCUGCAAAGUGAGUCUAACCCUAUCAACAUUUAUACCAGUUCAUGGUUUCUUAAAAUGAAUGUUGAAUGAAAAGCAAUAUCCUGGAUUUUGCGCAAUCUUUAAAAACUGUGUGAGACAGACUGGAAAUACUGUAUAGUGGAAAACUCAAAAUAGUGUCGGCAUGGUACUUUUUAAACUGCAUGUUGUAUGUAUGCGCUGGUUGAGGUUUGAUAUGAUAUGACUUUUGGUUGAGAACACAUUUAUAAGCCCUGUUGAUGGGACUAGAUCUUACACUGAUGGUAGCAAUACUCACUUGCGCUAUUAUGGUGGUCGAUUUAAACAGCACAAAAUAAAACACUCAUACUGGA